Sorghum bicolor (sorghum) is the source of this 1992-nucleotide messenger RNA. RefSeq names its product probable serine/threonine-protein kinase At4g35230. Gene Ontology annotation, molecular function: ATP binding; protein kinase activity; protein binding. The record is from RefSeq and is a predicted model, not a curated record. Gene Ontology annotation, biological process: brassinosteroid mediated signaling pathway; protein phosphorylation. Bases 183 to 1733 code for a protein of 516 amino acids. NCBI's taxonomy places the organism in Eukaryota, Viridiplantae, Streptophyta, Magnoliopsida, Poales, Poaceae. The transcript is spliced from 9 exons.
AAAAGCAACCAACCCACCCCACCCCACCCCGAAGGUUUCCUUCCUCUUCCUCUUUGCUCUUGCUCUCUCUCCCCUCCUCCCCUGCUCGGCUACUCGUCAAGCCAGGGGAAGAACCCAGCCCCGCCCCGCACGCACAGGGUCGCCCACGCCACGCAUACGCAGCCGCAGCGGAGGGCCAUCCGAUGGGCUGCUGUGGCUCCUCGCUGCGGGCGGGGAGGCACCCGGAGAAGAAGCCGCCGGGCAGGGCGGCGGGGGCGCACCCCCCGCACCGCCCCUCCUACUCGCUGAACCAGCACCAGGCGCCGACGCCCUCCGCGGCUGCUCGCGCGGGUGCCGGCGGGCGCCAGGUGCCGCUGCUCAAGGAGUUCUCGCUCGCGGAGCUGCGCGCCGCCACGGGCGGCUUCGCGGCGGAGAACAUCGUGUCCGAGAGCGGCGAAAAGGCGCCGAAUUUCGUGUACAAGGGCCGCCUCGAGGCCAGCCGCCGCGCGAUCGCCGUCAAGAAGUUCACCAAGAUGGCGUGGCCCGAUCCCAAGCAGUUCGCGGAGGAGGCCAAGGGGGUCGGGAAGCUGCGCCACUGCCGCCUGGCCAACCUGAUCGGCUACUGCUGCGACGGGGACGAGCGGCUGCUCGUCGCCGAGUUCAUGCCCAACGACACGCUCGCCAAGCACCUCUUCCACUGGGAAAAUCAGACAAUUGAAUGGGCUAUGCGUCUGAGAGUUGCAUACUACAUCGCUGAAGCACUGGAGUAUUGUAGCACUGAGGGAAGGCCUUUGUAUCAUGACCUCAAUGCAUAUAGGGUCCUCUUUGAUGAGAAUGGUGAUCCUCGUCUUUCAUGCUUUGGCCUGAUGAAAAACAGCAGGGACGGGAAAAGUUAUAGCACAAAUCUUGCAUAUACACCUCCAGAAUAUUUGAGAAAUGGAAGAGUAACAUCAGAAAGUGUCAUAUUUAGCUUUGGCACUAUACUGCUGGACCUCCUAAGUGGAAAGCGUAUACCUCCUUCCCGUGCUCUUGAUAUGAUAAAAGGCAACAAUAUCCAAGUACUGAUGGAUUCACAUUUGGAGGGAAACUACUCAACAGAUGAGGCAACCACAUUGGUUGACCUUGCCUCUCAGUGCUUACAGUAUGAACCUAGGGAUCGGCCCAACACUAAAAAGCUGGUUUCCGUACUUGAGCCCUUGCAAAUAAAAUCAGAGGUACCAUCCUAUGAGAUGCUUGGCAUUCCAAGGUAUGAAGAAGAAGCAUCUCCCCCUCCACAACCACAACACCCUCUUUCACCCAUGGGUGAAGCCUGUUCUAGGAUGGAUUUGACAGCUAUCCAUCAGAUUCUAGUGAGUACACAUUACAGGGAUGAUGAAGGGAGUAAUGAGCUAUCGUUCCAGGAAUGGACACAGCAGAUGAGGGACAUGUUGGAAGCUAGGAAACGCGGAGACUUUGCUUUUCGUGAUAAAGAUUUCAAGGCAGCCAUAGAUUGCUACACACAGUUUGUUGAUGUGGGGACGAUGAUAUCACCAACAGUGUACGCAAGGCGGAGUUUGUGCCACCUCAUGUGCGACCAACCUGAUGCCGCCCUCCGCGACGCAAUGCAAGCACAAUGUGUGUACCCAGAUUGGCCAACUGCAUUCUACAUGCAAGCUGUUGCGCUCUCAAAGCUGAAUAUGCAGAGCGACGCUACAGACAUGUUGAAUGAGGCGUCGCAGCUUGAAGAGAAGCGGCAGAAGAACACAAAACCUUGAAAGACCCUCUCAGCCCCGGUUCCUUUUGCGGCUCAAAAAGGUUUAUGUUGAGACAUGCUGCUCGGUCCUUCCUAAACAUUGUGGUUAGUUCCUGGUCUAGGGGUUGGGAAUGUAACUGGGGGGUGUGCUGUAGAGUCCUGUGAUUGUCACUACCUGGUUUGGCAUUUCUGUGAUGCAUUUUUUGGGCCCGUGUACAUGUUACAUUGACAAAGGUCGAAACAGGCAGAAUGCAAGGGAAUUUUACUUCUGGUUGUCAAAA